AUGCCACCCCACAGAAAUGGAAGCCUCUCAGUGGUGCCCCUGCAGGAGUUUGUGCUGGAGGGGUUUGAGGGUGGCCGGGAGACCCAGGCCCUGCUCUUUGCUGUGUUCCUGGCGCUGUACGUGGUGGCCGUGCUGGGGAACCUCAGCAUGAUCGUGCUCAUCAGCCUGGACGCCCGACUGCACUCCCCAAUGUACUUCUUCCUCAAGAGCCUCUCCUUCCUGGACCUGUGCUACUCAUCUGUCACCGCCCCCAACGCCCUGGCCAACUUCCUCUCCCCGUCCAAGGCCAUCACCUUUGAGGGCUGUGCCGCCCAGUUCUUCUUCCUCUCCCUGUUUGCUACUACAGAGACUCUCCUCUUGGCAGUGAUGGCCUAUGACCGCUUCAUGGCCAUCUGCAGCCCCCUGCUCUACCCCGUCACCAUGUGCCCCUCGGCCUGCACCCGCCUGGUGCUGGGCACCUACUGUGGGGGCUGCCUCAACGCCAUCGUGCAGACCAGCUCCACCUUCCGCCUCCCGUUCUGCGCCAACCACAUCGACCACUUCUUCUGCGACGUGCCCCCCCUGCUGCAGCUCGCCUGCACCAACACAGCCCUCAACGAGCUCCUCUUGUUUGGCAUCUGUGGGCUCAUCAUCGUGGGCACCACACUCGUGGUCCUCAUCUCCUACGGCUACAUCACAGUGACCAUCCUGAGGAUGCGCUCGGCAGCCGGGAGACACAAGGUCUUCUCCACCUGCGGCUCCCACAUGACGGCCGUGUCCCUCUUUUAUGGGACCGUCUUUGUCAUGUAUGCCCAGCCGGGAGCUGUGGAGUCCAUGAGGCAGGGCAAGGUGGUGUCUGUCUUCUACACCCUGGUCAUCCCGAUGCUCAACCCCCUCAUCUACAGUCUGCGAAACAAGGACGUGCAGGAGGCCCUGCGGAGGCUGAGCCAGAAACUCACGGUCAUGUGA
Messenger RNA from Manis javanica (Malayan pangolin), 948 nucleotides. Its product is annotated as olfactory receptor 9S13-like. Gene Ontology annotation, biological process: G protein-coupled receptor signaling pathway. Gene Ontology annotation, cellular component: membrane. NCBI's taxonomy places the organism in Eukaryota, Metazoa, Chordata, Mammalia, Pholidota, Manidae. Gene Ontology annotation, molecular function: G protein-coupled receptor activity; olfactory receptor activity. The record is from RefSeq and is a predicted model, not a curated record.